Molecule: messenger RNA, 4969 nt
Organism: Adelges cooleyi (spruce gall adelgid)
Lineage: Eukaryota; Metazoa; Arthropoda; Insecta; Hemiptera; Adelgidae
Product: ras-specific guanine nucleotide-releasing factor 2-like
Exons: 26
Coding region: 134-4648 (1504 amino acids)
Biological process (GO): Ras protein signal transduction; positive regulation of GTPase activity
Cellular component (GO): plasma membrane
Molecular function (GO): guanyl-nucleotide exchange factor activity; protein binding
Source: RefSeq, a predicted model, not a curated record
AUAUACAUAUAUAUACGUACAAAGAUAAUCUAUCAGCCUCGUAACUACCCUACACGUGCCAAUCAGUACAUAGUAAGAAAACAAAAAAAAAGAGGAAAAUACGCAUACACGCUCGCACACAAACACAGUAGACAUGUUGAGUCCGAAGAUGCAGAGAUGUGUCCGAGUGGUUGACAAUCAAUUGCUGAUGCUGUCGGAUAGAGCUCGCACGGAUAGUACUCUCACUGGCAAUUUACACAAAAAAGCUUCUGAUGGUGGCAGAUGGAAGAACCGCUAUUUCGUACUCUACCAGAACAUACUGUUCUACUACGACCACGAGAGCUGCUCUAAACCGUCUGGUGUAAUACUGUUGGAGGGUAGCUACUGCUCGAGAUUAGAUUUCUCCGGCGGCACUUCAAAAGUAACCUGCAAGAUACAAACAGAAAAAGAACAUUGUUUUGUCAUUUCUUACAACAACCCGCAAAUGAGACAGUACGAAUUUCGCGCUUCGUCCGAAACCGCUUGCAAAACAUGGGUGAACGCUUUGAAACAAGCCAGUUUCAAUAAGUUGUUGUUGCAAAAAGAGGAGCUUGAACAGCGGCAUUUGCAUUUGCUACAAGUCGUGGAGAGUGAAAUGACCGCCAAAUGGCAGUACACGCAACAAUGUGAAGAACUGGCGUCCGAAAUAAAAAAGCUACGGGCAGAAGUAUUACCAUUAAAGAAAGAGCUGCGGCCGAUGACGUCUUACGGUGGGUCCAGUACCGGUUCGUUCGACGGAGGUAUGGGUUCAUUUUCGCGAAGACAAUCCAAGGACAGUUUUAUAUUUGCGGAUCAGACGACGUUCAACGUACAGGACUCGAUCGAAAUGCGAAAAAUAAAAAAGGUCCAAAGUUUCUUCAGGGGGUGGUUGUGCAGAAGACGGUGGAAACAAAUUGUCGAACAGUACAUUAAGAGUCCACACGCCGAGAGCAUGCGCAAAAGGAAUAGCCUGGUCUUCCGGAUGGUCGAAGCCGAGGAAGAGUAUGUUAGUCAGUUGGAAGUGUUAGUCACAUGCUUUUUGCGGCCUUUGCGUAUGGCUGCUAGUUCGAAAAAGCCUCCUUGCACUCACGAAGACAUCAGCUCGAUAUUUUUAAACAGCGAGACGGUGUUGUUUUUACAUCAGAUAUUUUACAAGGGACUGACGACCAGAAUGGAAAACUGGCCCACUCUAAUAUUAAGUGAUCUCUUUGAUAUACUACUGCCUAUGCUGACAAUCUAUCAAGAAUACGUUAGGAACCACCAUUACAGUUUACAAGUAUUGACUGAAUGCAAACAGAAUCCAGCAUUUGUUAAUCUCUUAGAGCGUCUAGAAAAUAAACCAGCCUGCCAUGCACGGUCGCUAGAAAACUUUCUAAUUGUACCAAUGCACCAGAUUCCCAGGUAUAUAAUAACCUUACACGAGAUUCUAGCACACACUCCACAUGACCACGUCGAACGAAAAAGUUUGCAAAUGGCGUGCCAAAAAUUAGAAGAUUUGAGUAGACAAAUUCACGACGAAGUUAGCGAGACAGAAAACUUACGAAAAAACCUUUCAAUCGAACGAAUGAUUAUUGAAGGCUGUGAUAUUCUAUUAGAUGCCAAUCAAAUAUUUGUAAGACAGGGUACAUUGGUGCAAAUUCCUAUAGCUAGAAAGAAAAGCAGAAUUCCGCAUUUUAAAUCUGAAAAAGAAGCAGUUAGACAAUGUUUCCUGUUUACAAAUCAUAUGAUCAUAACAACUAGAACAACAAGUGGCAAACUACAUUUGGCACCAGAAGUCGGGAAAAUAUCAUUGGCCGAAUGUCGAUUGAUUGAGGAUCCCAAUGAAAAAGAAGAUGAUACUAACCAAGGGGAUACUGACGUCCAAGAGGCCAAUAAUGAAGCCGCUGACGAUUCAGCAGGAACAAGCCAUUCCAGCGAUGUCGAAAAUAGCGAUUGCGAAGGAUUAAAAUAUUCUUCCACUCCAAGUCCUAGUCAGAGCCCAAAACCUCAAAACUACGAUUUCCAACUUUGUGUAGAUUGCAAGUCAACUACCCCGCUGACAGUUCACUUAUACGCCCCCUCCUUGCAAGAAAAAACUGCUUGGGUCAGCGAUAUAAGUCAAUGUAUUGAGAACUUGAGGUUCGAUGCAAUGCUUCGAAACUCAAUGUCAGACACAUCGUCGGUAACAAUGCCACACUCGAUGCGUAACGAUCCAAAACUGUUUAAAGACGACAAGGAUAUAAAAUUCAGUAAAUAUUACAACUCCUGCAGGAUACCACGAAUUCAUCAUGCUACCAAAGAAAAACUGAUAUCCAGGCUGGUGGAUUUGCGAUUUUUAUCCAUCGAUUUCCUCAACACGUUUUUGCUCACGUACAGAGUGUUCACCGACGGAGUUACAAUUUUGGAAGCGUUGAAAAAAGUAUUUUACAACAACGAGGUUGAAGUUCAUGACGCGACCUGUCAACCUUGCAUGACAUCGAUUGAUCGAACGGAAGCGAGCGAUCAUCACCAUCUGACUACAGGAGACCGGGAACGAAGGAGAUCUAGUGUGAUUUCAUCGCCUCGAAGGACUAGUGCGGCCAGUUCUGUAUCUGGUUAUUGUUCGGAAAUCAGCGACCGAGACAGAAGUAGCAGUAUCGACUACCAGCACUCGCAGAGAACCGGAAGGAAAUACAGUUUCCGGAAACUCGAAGAGGAGGAGCGAAGGAACAAAAUGAAGUCCGAAGAAUUCAGUUCUACUACCAGUUUGUAUCAACAGACAUCGCCAAGAAGAAAGGUUAGCAUACGAAUUGAAGACACCGGUGACAACUGUUAUUUGGCGCCGCCUGUGAUGGUCAAAGCCACGUCUUCGUCUAGCAGUGAAACCCUGACAGGAGACAAUCAACAAACUGUUGUGGCAACAUCCCCGUGUAGCAAUAAUAGCACCUCGACGCUAGUAGCAGCCACUUCGAAUAACGGUGAUCGGAGUCCCAACGAAAACAACGCCUGCGGUUCACCAAAAAUAUUAUUACCCGAACGGAAAACGCAGUCUCCUUCGAAGUUGCACGGAUUUCCGAUUCACCAUGGACACGCUAUCAAAAUUGGUUCCAUUAUAACGGACGCGGCCAAAGAACUCGUGGAAAAAUUCCAUCCAGAAAAACAUUUCUAUACUCCGCAGCCGCGUAGGAGAAGUUGGUUUACACACGAUAGCACUCAGUUUAGAAGAAAAAAGAGUUUCGGUCUUAAUGAAGACGAGGCAGGAGGCAACACGGAUGAAAAUGAGUGGUUAAGCAAUAUCCAUAGCGCGUCAUCGUCUAGAUCUGCAUCGCUUGUAAAUUCCAGCAUUGCGCAGUAUUUCUCUAGGAGGAAAUCAUUCGCUUGCACCGCUGACACCGAUGGAUGCUAUAGCGGAAGUGCAUCACAAAGAACAAGCAUGCAACAUGACAGUCCUGUGUUAUCUAGUAGAGCCGGAGUAGUCAUUACUUCAUCUAGACAAUCAAAAAGAAGAACUGGAAGGCCGGAGUUUUGGAGCAGUACGUCAACAGCAGCUGCUGCUUUUGCCAUUGCCACGUCAGCCUCGAGUAAUCCCAGAGAACUGUCACCGUUACACGACCAAAAGUGCUGUUCUGCAGAAAGGAAAAGGAAAGAGUCGGUCAUGUCUACUGCAGCUACAAUGAGGGUGCUCAACGUAUUAAAACAUUGGAUAUCGAAACACCCACAGGAUUUUGAAAACGACCCCCGUCUCAAAAACCUGACUAUAGAAUUUUUGGAGGACAUACUUUUUAGUCCUAAUCUUUUACCGGCCGAACACAAGAUUGCAGGACAAUUGCUACGUUUACUUACAAUGGACGAAACAAAGAAAACCAGUAUAGAUCUCAAUCUGUUAUUGACUCCAACGCAGAUACCCAGUGCCGAAAGUAUUGAAACGUUGUCUGCACUAGAAAUAGCCGAACAGAUGACUUACAUAGAUCAUCAGAUAUUCAUAAGAAUUCAAAGCCAGGAAUUCUUUGGCCGAGCUUGGAUGAAGGAAGACAAACACAUCAAGGCACCUCACAUUAUACUAAUGACUAAGAGGUUCAACGAACUGUCACAAUUAGUUGCCUCGGAGAUCAUGCGCAAAAAUAAUAUUGCUGCUCGAGUGGUAACUAUUGAAAAAUGGGCAGCAGUAGCUGAUAUAUCCAGAUGCUUGCAUAAUUUCAACGGCGUACUUCAGAUAUGUUCGGCGUUUACUAACAGUUCAGUGUUUCGCCUGAAGAAAACCUGGGAAAAAGUUUCUAAAGCUACAAAACAAUCAGUACAAAAACUUCAAAUAAUCGUUUCGUCGGACGGUCGAUUCAGGAACCUCCGAGAAGCUCUACACAGAUGCGAUCCUCCCUGUAUACCGUACCUCGGAAUGUACUUAAGUGACUUGUCGUUUUUGGAAGAAGGAACACCCAGUUUAGCUGAAGACGGUCUUUUAAACUUUUCGAAAUUGCGUAUGAUUGCGCACGUAGUGCAAGAAAUCCGACGGUUCCAACAGACGCCGUACAAAAUCGACUUCCAGUCCAGGGUAGCCAAUUAUCUACUGGACACAUCUUUCCUGAUGAACGAAGACGAACUGUACACUAGGUCGCUGGAGAUCGAACCCAGGCCUUCGAGGCUGAGUAUCACGACGCUGUCUAGCUCGCCCCAUCACCAGAGCGGAAGUCAAUGACGACGGUUCAGCGUUAAGAGGAACCAGACCACGUGUUUCAAAUGAUUUGGAAGGGGGGCGGACGACGGCAGAGGAUCGUGAACUGUCCGAGUGGUAUUAAAACGAGAGAAUAUUUCAUCAAGUUUUCGUCCCCGUUCCACCACCGUCGCCGCCGCCACCGAUCGUUUCGCACUUUCUUAUUCUAUUUAGAAUGUCGAGUCUAGUUCUUCGUAAACGCUACUAUUUUUCCCUUAAGGCGAGGAUCGUGUUAUGUCAUUUCUCUGAUUUUGGUUUUUCUUUUUCGCACGGUCCUCGCCGUGCUAUCGGCUAACGUUUUUUUUU